CAGUGCACUUCAGGUAUCACACUAUUUUUCUGUGCAUUCCUGGUUGCUGAAUUAAUUUUGAUUAAAUCUUCAAUAAAUAAACUUUUUGUACCACAUUUAUUUAAUUUUCCGUGUAACUGGCAACCUUGCUCAAAUUUAUGAUGUCAAUAAGAAGAAGAAACAAAACAACAACAAUACCGUUUCUCAUCGCCCGCAAUAAACAGCAACUGCAGUUUCAUUGUUUUGGAUCGUUUUGCAGCAUGAUGGAGGAUGGAGAAGGCUACACUGACCGAGACACCGGUAGCAGCUAUGAGGAAUCAGUGCAUCAAGCUGAAAAUGGUCUGGCUUUGGAGGAUUCCGACAAAUAUAUAAUCGAAGCACUUGACGAUGAUCCUGAGGAAUACGUGCAUCAAAACGAAAAUGGUGUGGAUUUGGAGGAUUAUGAGAAAUACACAAUUAAAGCGCUUGACGAUGAUCCCAUGGUUAAUCCUUUAGAUGACGAUAACGAGACAGAUGGUCCUAGUCUCAGAGACGACGUAAACGAUGAGCAGACGAAUCAUGAUGCUAAGCGCAGUCGAAAAAACAACUUGUCCCUAUCCGCCUCCUUCUUCAAGCGUCGAUUUGUUGGCGAAACAUCCGGCAGCCUCAUAGCAUCGCAAACUAUUUCAGGUGAUUCAGUCGACGAAAUAUUGAGGAGCGUAUGGACUAUUGUCAAACCGAUGAUAUGCCGUGAAGUAAUCUUUGUUAUGGAGAAAGGAAACCAAAUACCAACAUGGGGCGAAAGCGACCCGACCUACGACGAUAUGGGAAAAUUCAUAUAUGCAAAACCAUCAAAAUCGAAGACGUGUCGAUAUCAGCCAGAUUAGUAGUAAGCUUCUUAUUAGCUGGCGAGGAAAAGUUAUUCGGGUUCAUGUGCAUAUUUAUUCUACGGCUGUAUUCUGCAAACAACUGUGGGAUUUGGUGGACA
Molecule: messenger RNA, 946 nt
Organism: Armigeres subalbatus
Lineage: Eukaryota; Metazoa; Arthropoda; Insecta; Diptera; Culicidae
Exons: 2
Coding region: 138-845 (235 amino acids)
Source: RefSeq, a predicted model, not a curated record